Molecule: messenger RNA, 1309 nt
Organism: Triticum urartu
Lineage: Eukaryota; Viridiplantae; Streptophyta; Magnoliopsida; Poales; Poaceae
Product: L10-interacting MYB domain-containing protein-like
Source: RefSeq, a predicted model, not a curated record
CUCCAUCGACAGGCUCAUCCUUUCGUUCGCACACAUCCACACCUACCGAACAGAGGCAGAAAAACAGAGAGGGGAUGGCUCUCUAGGGUUCGCCCGCCGCCACCGUCGCCGGUCCCGUCGCCGGCAAGGCGUGUGGAUCCGGUCUCCGCCGCCCCCGGCCAUACACCGGCUGCAUCAGAUCCGUGGCGCCGCCGUCCCUUAGCACCUGUUGCCCCCGCUCCCAGUCUGCCCCCGUGCUCCACCUGCACCGGUGCCGGAGCUUCAUCUGCACCACGCCGGAGCUUCAGCUGCACCACGCCGGAGGCCCCCCCUUGCCCCCCGACUCCACCUCCUCCUGCCUGACUGCACCAGCCCUGCCCCAUCUCCUACCUUUGAGAAGAUGUCAAAAGCUAAUUGGAGUCCAGAAAUGACCACCAUUUUUUGCAAUCUCGCUGCUAAGGAGAAGGAAAAGGGGAAUAGGCCUACCAAAUUUUUGAACCCUACUGGAUACAAGAAUGUAGAAGUUGGCUUCUUUCAGCAGACCGGAAAACUUUACAGUAGGCUGCAGUUCAAAAAUAAAUGGGGCAGUUUGAGGACCUUGUAUAGGGAUUGGCUGAUCCUAAAGAAUACAUCUACUGGACUUGGUUGGAAUGAUGAAACGAACACCGUGAUUGCUGAUGACGAAUGGUGGAAGAAGGCCGGUGAAGAAAACAAGGACAUCUUGCAGUUUCGUAAAUGUGGUCCUGAAAAUCUGAACCAAAUGAGCAUCAUGUAUGAGAAAAUCAAUGUUACAGGCGAAACUUCUAUGAUGCCAGGUGGUGAGCAUGAAGUGCUUGAUCUUGAAGAAGAUGAAACUGAGGAGGAAGAAGUGCAGACUACCCAAGCCAAGAAGGCAAAGAAAGGGCCAUUGAAGAUAGAUGGAAGUUCUAGCAAAAAGAAUCCUGUUCAAAGGGACUUCAAGCGCAUGGUUGACCACUUGAUUAGUGAAGAUGUCGCGAUGAACUCACAUAAGAAUAGUGUUGCUGCUGAAAUUGAAAAGAUAAUGGAAGAAGUUGUGGCAUGUGGAGCCAAUGAAGCAAGUGAUGAGUACUUCAUAGCAACCAAGUUGUUUGUGAAGUUUGAAAAUCGUUGUUUCUUUAACAAUAUGAAGACUAGCGACGGGAAGAAGAAUUGGCUUAGGAGGAUGUAUGAAGAGCGAAAUAGGCAUUAGGAUUACACUUUAGACGUGUGAUCAUGAAUAUGUUAUUCCCUUUCUUUAAGUUAUGUCGCUUGAGACCUGUUGAACUAUAUUUCCUUUCUUGUUAUGUCACUUGAGACCUGAUGAACAAUA